Messenger RNA from Neoarius graeffei (lesser salmon catfish), 2340 nucleotides. RefSeq names its product F-box only protein 41. The transcript is spliced from 14 exons. Gene Ontology annotation, molecular function: protein binding. The record is from RefSeq and is a predicted model, not a curated record. Lineage: Eukaryota; Metazoa; Chordata; Actinopteri; Siluriformes; Ariidae.
AUGUGCUCAGAGAAUUCUGCCUGGAAUUUACUACUCUGUGGUCCACAACUUCUGCUCUGCCUCCUUCUCCCCUAAUUGCUGGCAAUAGGCAAUUCUUACAGCAUGAAUAGCUUUAAGAGGGUUGUUUGGAUGAAAUGUGAGAGCUUGUCAAUGUUUUGCCAUUGUGAUACACCUUGCAGGCACACAAGGAUGUCUACUGCUGCAGAGCAGCCAAAGCACUGCCCUGACUGUGGAGAGCUAUGCGGUUUUGGGGAUGUGCUGAAGAACCACACGUGCCAAAUGAUCUGUUUGACUCCAAGACGGAAAUCUGAAGGGGCCCUGAUGGCUCUUCCUGCUCAGACACAAAGCUCUGCCUCCCUGGAAAACAGUGAGCUCAGCCAGCCCUUACAUCUGGAGCUCGUGGAUGCACUGAGCCUGGCUCCUUCAGCCCCUGCUCCUCUUGCUCAACUGCUUGUCCACCAGUGCACUCCCUCACUCCUGUCCUCCUCUGUCUCUCCCUCACUCUCUCCAUUCUCCAGGCCCGAGCAAGCACUACCCCAGAUGAGCACACCAUGGCUGGCCAGGUUAGCCAUAGAGGCUGGGCUCCAGCAGCUGACCCUGGAGGUUCAGGAGGAUGUGUCUAUGCAGCUGGGGUCCUUGCAAGAAGCGGUGAAGAGGAGGAGUGCAGAGGUGCACAGGGUUCGGAGGGAAAGUGAGAGAAUGGAGAAGGAAAAGCAGGAAGUGGAGGAAAAGGCAGCUGAGUUGGAGUGCCAGGUGGCAGUUUCUGUGGAGAUGCUGGCCAGCCUGAGGCAGGAGCUGAUGGAACGGGAGGAGGAGCUCAGCCUCAAACAACAACAGGUUUGUGAUUUGGACAGGUUUGUCCAAGAGACCGCUCUAAGGGAAGCGAGUGCUAAAAGUCGCCUGCAGAGCUUCAUCGAGAAUCUGCUGGAGAGAGCAGAAAGAGCAGAGCGGCGGCUGCAGGAGCUGCACACACCCUCACACACACACGCCGACAUCACAUCACCUGACAGAUCCUUCACAGCUGCCGGAGCAGCAUUACACCGGAGGAGCUGCAGUCAAUCAGGGAUUUCCAGGUGCUGCUAUUCACCAUGUGAUCACACAGGAAGUCCAGUUCACAGCACGGGGGUGUGUGAGGUGCUUUGUGAUGAACAAUGCUACCAAAGGAACCCUUCAGACAUGGAAGCUGAUUCAGACAGCUGGUCUGUCUAUAGCACCGAGACACAGGAGGGUCUGCAGCAGCAUUACAGGACAUACAGCAAAACAGAUAACUCCGCCUUCCACUGCCACUCCCUCCAUCAUGGCAACAGUCCUGACCAAUCAGUAAUGUGUUCAAAGCGAAUGAGGAGGAGGGCGUGGCUUUUCUGCAUCUUUCCUUAUCUGGACACACACUCGCUACUCAUUGCUGCACAGGUGUGCAAGGAUUGGUGGAGUGUUGCCCGUCACCCUGCAGUGUGGACCAGAGUAACACUAGAAAAUGACCGCAUUUCAUCAAAGUUUAUGGUGACUAUUGCUCAGUGGUGUAGUCAGAUGAACACGCUCAUUCUACGUAACCUAAAACCUCGUUCUCGUGCCAAGAAAGAGAGUAAAGAGGAGUAUCUGAAGAACACAAGAGGGUGUCUGGAGGAGGGGUUGGAGGCGGUGCUAAGAUCAGCAGGGCGGAGUCUUGUGUCUUUGACCAUCUCUCAUUGCCCAAACAUUUUGACAGACAGGACACUGUGGCUUAUCAGCUGCCACUGCAGAGCUCUGCAAACACUUACUUACAGGAGCUCAUCAGAUCCUGCGGGUCAGGAGGUGAUCUGGGCUUUAGGGGCAGGAUGCAGAGACAUCACCAGCUUGAACAUCGCACCACUACAGCCAUGCCAGCAGCCCAGUCGCUUUAGUAACCGCUGCUUGCAGACGAUUGGCCGAUGUUGGCCUCGCCUGUAUCAGGUGGGAGUGGGUGGAGCCAGCUGUGGUCUUCAGGGAUUAGCCUCUUUGGUGAGGAACUGCUCCGCUGUGUGUGUGUUGGAGUUGGACCACAUGAGUGAAAUGAGCCAGCAGGGGGCAGUAGAGCUGUGCAGGGAAGGACUACAGCAGUUACACACACUCAUCUUCAACUGCACACCUGUUACUGCCAAAGCCAUCCUGCAUUUUCAUAGUGUGUGUAUGAGGCUGAAGUCCAUCGUAGUGCUCAUGAGUUCUGCAGAUUACUUUGACGACCCUGAGAGUGAAGAAGCAAAGAGAAUUUUUAAUGAGAUGGUCAGCAGCCUGCAGGCACUGAGGAAGAGACCAGGCUUGUCAGACAUCCUUCAGGUCAGAGUGGACCAGUGUGACAUUCUACCUGGCUCUUAAAGAAACCAA